Octopus sinensis (East Asian common octopus) is the source of this 375-nucleotide messenger RNA. Its product is annotated as zinc finger protein 2 homolog. NCBI's taxonomy places the organism in Eukaryota, Metazoa, Mollusca, Cephalopoda, Octopoda, Octopodidae. The transcript is spliced from 2 exons. The coding region runs from base 1 to 375 and encodes 124 amino acids. The record is from RefSeq and is a predicted model, not a curated record. Gene Ontology annotation, cellular component: nucleus.
AUGGAAAAUGAAUUACGUGAUAAUGAGGUUAAUUGUAAUACACAGUCGUUAAGGAUUGAUUUUACUGAAGAUGAAACAGAAGAAGAAGAGAAAACAUUUCACUGUGAUGUCUGCAACAAGUCCUUCUUUCUCAAAGAUGAACAGACGAUUCACAAAUGUUUCCAUGCAGGAGAGGAUCUCUAUCGCUGUGAAAUCUGUGGUAAAUCAUUCUCUGAAAAGGUUCGUUUGACCACACAUAAACACAUUCACGCAGGAGUCGAGCCGUAUCGCUGUAAUACCUGUGGUAAAUCAUUCUCUCAGAAUCAUACCUUAGCUAUUCACAAAUGCAUCCACAUUGUGGCUAAGACACAUCAUUGUGAUAUCUGUGCAACCUAA